UUCAUCUUUACCAAAUGAAGGUUUUGUAAAAAUGACAACUGACAGUGGGAUCAAGAAUGCUUGUUGGCAAAGUUUAGGAAACGCAAAGGAUGUUGUUUGUCGUCAAUUGGGUUACAAAGAAGCACACUCACUGCUUCAAAAAGCUGCUCCAUCGGACUUGAAAGAUGUAAUAUUUUCUGGAAGUAUAGUGUGUAGUGAUGGUGAUAAAAAAUUAUCUCAAUGUUCGGUUACCGCUUCUUCCCAAAGUUGUUCGAAGUUCUCAUACUUAAAAUGUAAGUUUUUACAAAAAGGAUGAGGUGCAUGGGACUUAACAUGGUGCUUGGGACAUGGAGGAAAAUAAAGAAUGAAAGAGAUAAAAACAAAAUUCGUAACAUUUAAUCUCCAUGUUUUAGGUCAUAUUUGUCCACGGCCAUUGUUGGGAGACAAACAAAGAUUUCCAGAUUCGUCAUUCAUUGCCUCAGCUUCUUCAGAAAGUCGUAGUCCCUCUGAUGCAAGAAUAUCUAGUGGCAGUUCUUGGUGUGCUCCUGUCUCGGAUGGCAAACAUUAUCUUCAAGUGGACUUUGGAAGACUUUAUGUUUUGUAUUAUGUUGCAAUAUUUGGAGAUAGUACCAGUUCCAAGUGGGUGGCCACAUAUAACUUGAAUUACACUGUUGAUUUGAUAAAUUGGAGAUCAGCGUGGAACCAAACGGUAAUUGCUAUAUAUUAUUUUUCAGUUUAUACUCAUUUGCUAAUAUAUAAGUUUGAAGCGGAAUAUAACGGUAUAACUUGAAGAAAAGAAAUAUUUCUUUAUUUUAUACGCCUGCAAUUAUUAAAUCUAUUAUUUAAAGUUCUGCUUUUACUAUUGUCUUUAGAUCUCCGGAAACAAAAAUGCUUACAAUCAUGCAGCCAUACAAGAUUUUCCUGAAGGCAUAACAAGAGCUUUACGGUUUAUACCAUUAUCAUAUGUUGGUCAACCGUGUAUGAGAAUCGAAAUCUGUGGAGUUGGUAAGUUAUUAAUCAACAAAUGGAUAUAAAUCAACAAAUUAAAUUAUUUCUAUUAUUAUGUAAUAAUUGACUGUCAUUACACCUUUACACACAAAUCAUUUAGGAAUGUUUUAUUCAAAUCUCCGAUACCCUCAGUCGUGUUUUGAUGUGUCUAUAGCACGUGUAUCGUGGCACACAGAGAUGAAAAUGUUAUUUUACUAUAAUUCCUUUCUUUCUAGCCCUGUUACCAGAUAAACCUACAACCCUCACGGUCACUAACAUCAAGGCAAGAAGUGCUAGGAUAUCUUGGGCGGAUCCUAACAACGUAGGAGAUGGAAAUCGUACAGGAUUUUGGUUUAAACUGAAGAAAGAGAACUUUGUCAUCCAGAAUAUUACCGACUAUAACGAAAAUGAAUACGAAAUACACAAUCUCACAUCAUACACAACAUAUAAAAUAUCUGUAGCUGUUGGAAAUAAGCAUGGUUUUGGUGAAGAGAUUAUUACUUCGUUCACAACAUCAGAAGAAGGUGAAAUAGAUAAAAGAUAUACAAUUCAUUGGAUUAUUUGUGAAUCAGCAGAGUGUGAAGUUUGCUUUAAUUUCUUACAAAAUUAGUAGGUGCUUUUACACAUUCAAAUAGGUUGACAGAUUGUUCCAUAUUUAAUGGUUUGAAACUGUAACAGAAUAUUUGUGAUUAUUACAGAUUAUGACCUUGAUCGUCGAUGUCAUUGAAGAAAGAUUAGUCUGAUGUUCGUUUUAUUUUUGUCCAACUAGCUUUUCUUAAACGUUGUAAGCAUUACUCUGCGCGACUGGUUCUCCUAGGGAAGGUACCAUGUUGGCUAUGUGCAAUAGACCUUAUGUAUAAUGACGUCACAAAGCUUGAUGCCCGCGAGGAAUGCUGGUCUUAGUAGUCAUCGCCUGGGAAAAUUUCCACAGUGGCCAUUUUAAAUUGUUCAAUUUUCUCGCACGAUGAUUACUAAGACCAGCAUUCCUCGCGGGCAUCAAGCCUUGUGACGUCAUUAUGCAUAAGGUCUAUUGCAACAACUCUCGCACACAAUAGUGAUAUUCUCGCACAUCAUGGCUAAGUUGGUUCCAGUGCGCGUAUUGUCUCCUUCCUCAUACACCUCUAACCGAAACACUAUUUAAUUUUAUAAGAAAUAACUUACCGAAUUAUCUCAUUCAAUUUUUAGCUCCAGAAGGUCCGCCACUGAAUGUCAAAGUGACUGUAGAAUGUUCAUCAUCAUUAUCUGUCACAUGGGAACCUCCUGAAAAAGACAAAAGAAAUGGUAUUAUCGACAGUUAUACUGUGUGUAUCUCACAUGAAGAAAGUAAACCUUGCUUUGAAAAGCAAACUGCAAAGGAAAGGAUGUUAGUUAUCGCAAGUUUGAAUGCCUCCACCAAAUAUUAUGUUCGUGUUCUUGCAAGUACUAAAGUUGGUUCUGGAAACUACAGUGAAAGUAAAGGAAAAUUUACCAAUGAAAGUAAGUGUUCUCUUUGCAUUAGACGUAAUGAAUAAAAGAAAGGAAUAACUCUAAGCAAUAUUUGUAAAUCGGAUACAGAUUUCGUCCUGAUUUAGAUAAACUUUAGCUUUGAUUUUUUCGAUUACUUAGAAGAAUACAGAUCAGUUUCUCAUGCUUUAUAUCUUACUUAUUAAAUAAUUAAUAAGUCUACAUAUUUUCUUACAGAAUGACCAAAGUUUUCUUAAACGUUUAUAUCUGUAAGUGCAUCUUAGCCAGCGUGGCUAGUUUCCUAGAGAAGUUACCAAGUCAGUUGUAUGGAAUUGAAAAAACUCACACACUCAUUGUUUACUACAUCGUAGUAUUCUUAAUCCUUUCAAAUUUCAGGCAAAGAGGAAAAUGAUGAUGGUUCUGAAAAAUAUCUUGCCGGAAUAAUAGUGUUAGCAAUUGUGCUGGUCAUGUCAUUCGUGAUUAUUGCAUACUUAAUCUACCAAGUACGUCGACUCAAAUCAUCAAAGCCAAACCCGGAGAACACUAAGAACGAGGACAAAAAUAAUUCCGAAGAAAUUGAUGAAAAUCCUGACAAUGAUGAUGCGAAUUAUGAAGACGUGGAAAAUGAAGUGUCAGCGUAUACAGCUCUCAAAAGACCUGGCCCUGGGGAGGAAGAAAAUGAUGUUCAUUUAUAUGCCCAUCUAAAUGAAGUACACGCGGAUUACGUGAUUCCGAAGGAAACUGGAUUUUAAGGGGGCUCUUGUACGAAGCCUCUUUGGUUUAUCCAGUGAAUAAGCUACAGUAAGUAUAGAAAAACAUGUCGGCAUACAUUUGUUAAACAACCAAACUGAAUGUUUACGACUUCAAUAGAAAAGUAUCAAUCUGUAUUAAUUACUUAGGCCUGUUUUAUACGUCGAAUUUCGGUCGCGUCGAAUGCAAUUCAAACAAUAUAGAUAAUGAAGCUUAAUGAGGUUUAUCAUAUCAUUAUCUAUUGUCUUAAUUGCAUUCGACGCGACCAAAAUUCGACAUAUAAAAUGGACCUUAGACUAUUAUCGUUAUAUCUAAAAUACAUUAAACAUAAUCUAUAGCCGUCUUUAUAUUGCAAACUAGGCAUGGCCUGAUCCUUGUUCUGGCCUAUAUUUUGGUAGAGUGAACAAACUUUGCCAUAGCCUAACUAUAGUUAUCAAAUCUUUGUCCAGUUUGACGUAAUUCUACAUCUUCCUACAUUCAUUAUCAUUUAAUUUACUGGCGCCAUUUACUACUAGUCAUGCGGUUUUACACCUUUCAUCAAGAGUUUCAAUGGUUUUCAACAAUAUGGACAUACAGGUUAAAGUUUUUUGGCUGAUACGUUCCCAAUGUUUAAGAUGUUUAAUUAAAAAACUGCCUGCAUUUGGUUUAUCUAUAUGGUGGAAAAGCUCAAUAUAGAAAACAAAGCAUACCU
Messenger RNA from Paramuricea clavata, 3850 nucleotides. NCBI's taxonomy places the organism in Eukaryota, Metazoa, Cnidaria, Anthozoa, Malacalcyonacea, Plexauridae. The record is from the annotation of a GenBank genome assembly.